Symbiodinium sp. CCMP2592 is the source of this 1527-nucleotide messenger RNA. The record is from the annotation of a GenBank genome assembly. NCBI's taxonomy places the organism in Eukaryota, Dinophyceae, Suessiales, Symbiodiniaceae.
AUGGCGUUUCUGGGACUUCUUGCAUGUUGGCUGUCCAGCUCGCUGGCGGUGGCCUCGGCACACCAGGCCCAUGCGCCCGAGGUCUACCUGAUGAUGCCGCUCACGCUUGUCAACAGCAGUGGGCAGAUCGAAGAUCCGGACCAUUUGGAGAAGAUUUUCGAUGGCAUCCAGGAGGUCGGAGCGGACGGCUUCAUGGUGGAUGUGUGGUGGGGCAUCACCGAGCCAACGGCCAUGAACUACACCUUCGAAGCGUACAAGGAGCUUGUGAAGGAGGCCAAGGUCAGGAACCUCAAGGUACAGAUGGUGGGCUCCUUCCACCAGUGCGGUGGUAACAUCGGCGAUGCUUGCUACAUUCCCCUGCCAGAGUUUGUCCGCGAUAAAUCCGACAUCUGGUACAAGGAUGCUCAGGGAGGUGAGACUCAGGAGUACAUCUCACUUUUCGCAGAUGCCGUCCCGGUCGAUGGGCGGACACCGCUUCAGAUGUACAGCGACUGGUUUGCAGCCUUCUCAGAGGCCUUCGCCCAGGACCUGGGCGACCCAAUCGUCGAAGUGAUGGUGGGUCUUGGCCCAUGCGGCGAGAUGAGGUAUCCUUCCUAUCCGCUGGAUCGGUGGAGCUUUCCCGGCAUCGGCGAGUUUCAAUGCCACGACAAGCAUGCGCUGGAGAGCCUAAGGCUUGCAGCCGAAGCUGCCGGGUGCGACGGCUGUGGGACCCCUCCGGAAACCGCAGGGACCUACAACGACCAGCCGAAGGACACCGAAUUCUUCACGAAGGGCUACUCCUCCCCGAGUGGCCGCUUCUUCCUGGACUGGUACUCCGGCGCGCUGAAAGCGCACGGGGCCAACAUCCUAAAGCAAGCCGGGGAAGCUCUGGGUCCGAAGGUGAAGCUCUCGGCGAAGAUUUCCGGCCUCCACUGGUGGCACAACUCUUCGUCGCACGCUGCCGAACUGACCGCCGGCUACUACAACACCAACGAUCGCAAUGCAUACCUGGAGAUUGCGGAGAUGCUUCUGGACUCUGGCGCGCAAGUCCUGGACUUCACAUGCUUGGAGAUGAGAAACAGCGAGCAGCCGCCUGCUGCCGCAUCCAGUCCUCAGGAGUUGGUGCAACAGGUUAUCAAGGCCUCAAAGGAUGCAGGCAUCGCAUUCUCUGGCGAGAACGCUCUGCAGCGCUACGACCAGCGAGCCUACGAGCAGAUGCUUUCGUACAAGGAUGACCUUCACUCCUUGACCUACCUGCGGAUCACCGACACACUGCUGACGCCGCGGGAGAUUGGCAGAUUUAGGCAGUUCGUCAGCGCAAUGCAUGCUCCGGCCGGGGAAGUGUACGAGCUCAGCUUCCUCGACAAGGGGAGGCAGCUCCGUGGUUCGCCCAUGGAGCCCAUUGAAGAGCAUGAAGAGCCCAUGGAGGGAUUAGCCUUUCGCCGGGAGCACGUACCUCGCGUUAGUGGGGCGUUCAGAAGCACCGGAGUGCGGCUGUGGCUUCUGCUGCUCAGCUCUGGAUCAUCCUUGGGUUUGCGAGGCCCUUGA